UGCUCUUGGCAUAUGGGUACAAACGAAGCAAAGACAGAAACCUGCAACUUCAAACAGUCAGAAGGAUUCACUUCUGAUGCUGAUGCUAAAAGGAUAGCAAGAGAUACAACUUGGCUUUCAAAUGGGUCAUCUAACGAUCUCCAAAAAUGUGACACCACAGUUUCUUGGUUAAACCCUUGGCAGUUUGCACAACAAUCAUUGGAUACAAGUCUUUGUUAUUGUCACCCAUUACGACACACUGCCAUUGUUGCUAUUGAAGCAUCUGCUGCCAGGGACCGACACAGUGAAAAGUUGUAUGAAGUUGAUUCUACUCCUCCUUCAAGUUCUCCAGCGAAGAGACAAAGGGUCACCACCCUUGAAAAUGAUGCAAAUACCAAUGGUUCAAACUCCUUAGACAGGCCUUAUCUGUGUACCGGCUAUGACAUCUAUCUUGUCUGGGAACCUUGUACAAUGUGUGCUAUGGCUCUUGUUCACCAGAGGAUUAGGCGCAUAUCUUAUGCGUUACCGAAUCCUGAAGCUGGUGCAUUGGUAAGUGUUCAUAGGUUACAGGGUGAGAAAAGCUUAAACCAUCACUACGCAGUUUUCAGGGUUGUCAUGCCUGAACUUGAUUUUCCAGAAGAAAGUUCUUUUGAUAUUUCCUACCGUUUUCAUUUGUUCACAUUUUCCAGAAAAUCUUUUAUUAUAAAAUAUCUGGCUUCAUCUGUGCCAAAGAACACAACUUUCUGCAAUUUGAUCGACAAAAUUAGCAGUGAGUCGAGGUUCUGGGAUGCAUUGAAGAGCAUGAAAGUAGCUAUUGAGAGAAAUGAAGAACCGUUUCAGCGGAUGAGAUGGUUGCAACAUCUGAUUCGAGAAAGGGAAAACAUCGAAGGACAUGAUUGGGAUCGGGAUUUAGGAUCCACAGGGAUAAAAGAUAUAUCUGCUGUAUAUGUCGAACACAAAGGGAUGGCGGAAAGAUAUAUCUGCUGUAUUGUACGACGAUGUUACUGCAAACUAUAA
Molecule: messenger RNA, 996 nt
Organism: Hibiscus syriacus
Lineage: Eukaryota; Viridiplantae; Streptophyta; Magnoliopsida; Malvales; Malvaceae
Exons: 4
Coding region: 13-996 (327 amino acids)
Biological process (GO): tRNA wobble adenosine to inosine editing
Cellular component (GO): nucleus; cytoplasm
Molecular function (GO): tRNA-specific adenosine-34 deaminase activity
Source: RefSeq, a predicted model, not a curated record